This is a messenger RNA of Durusdinium trenchii, 270 nucleotides long. The record is from the annotation of a GenBank genome assembly. NCBI's taxonomy places the organism in Eukaryota, Dinophyceae, Suessiales, Symbiodiniaceae.
GUGGGUGCGUUUGAACGACAUGCACCAUCGGUUGACUCUAUGCAUGAAGCAGCUGAGGAGAAGGUUGGUCAACCCCUUUCAGAGGUAGUGGUGGAGGAAGUAAAUGAUUUUCUUGAUGUGCACAAGCCCACCCUUGCCACCAUAGAGGGUGACGUUCGUGAUGCAAAAAAACGCAUCGCUUUGGCAAAGCCUCGAAGUAGGCCAGCGCCAAAGGUGGAGCCAGAGCCUGCAAGCUCUGACGAGGGGUCAGCUUCCGGGGGUGACAAGUGA